GUGAAUGGUGUUUCUCCGUGAUUGCCAGAGUUGCGGAGGUUAUGGACAUGAUGGCCUGGAGAGGCGUGCUUAGUGUCAAACUGAACCAGGACCAAGAAUACUUCGCCUGUGCCACAGAGGAUGGGCUUCGCAUAUUUCACAUGGAUCCGCUGGUGCAGACCCACUAUGUUGAUGCAAUGAAGAUUGGAAGUAUACGAUGUGCAGAGAUGAGAUUUAGGUCAAAUAUUGUGGCCAUAGUAAGUGGAGGUACACGACCGAUCUAUGAUGACCGAACAGUCAUUUUGUGGGAUUUACGCAAAGAAAUGCCAGUGUCUCGGAUCAUUUUACGAGAGCCAGUCCUAGACGUGAAAGUAACAUCAGACAGACUGCUGGUCAUAUUACGAAGUCGUGUUAUUUUGUUGGCUUUUCCCUACGGUGAGACGCUAGCAGAAAUUGAGACCAGAGACAACCCAAAUGCUGUGUGUGCAGUUUCCCACAUUGCUGGCAAGAUCAUCCUUCCCGCCAAGAAGAGCAGAGGCAGCAUUCAGAUUGAAGACCUGGCCAAAGUGGACGCAGCACAGGAGAGCAAGCCACAGAUGAUCAUGCAAGCUCAUGGCAAUGACAUUGUUUGUGCAGCCAUCAGCCUUGAUGGGGAAUGGGUGGCCACUGCCAGUACUCAGGGUACUAACAUCCAUCUUGUGAACCUGUUAACCAAGGCAAAAAUCAAACUUCGCAGAGGAUUGGACAAGGCAAAUAUUUACUGUUUGAACUUCAGCAAAGACAGUAGCCUUUUGUCUUGUUCAAGUGACAAGGGCACAGUCCACGUCUGGUCAUUGAAAGAUCCUGAAAUGAACCCCAUCUCCACACUGAAGCCUCUGGUUGGGUUGCCCAGUGAAAUUAAAUCAUAUGCAUCGUUUACAGUUACCGCCGAGUGUGCCUGCUUGUGCACAUUUGGUGCUGGGGAUGCCAUGUACGCAAUUUGCCUUGAUGGAAGUUUCCACAAAUACAAAUUGGGUCGAGAUGGGUCACAGACUGAUACAGGGAAGAACUGUUUUCGGGUAUCCUAUGAUAUAUUUCCCAAUGUCGGCGAGAUGUAUGACUGA
Messenger RNA from Candidula unifasciata, 1082 nucleotides. The record is from the annotation of a GenBank genome assembly. Lineage: Eukaryota; Metazoa; Mollusca; Gastropoda; Stylommatophora; Geomitridae.